Messenger RNA from Aureobasidium namibiae CBS 147.97, 1041 nucleotides. Its product is annotated as xylose isomerase-like protein. Bases 1 to 1041 code for a protein of 346 amino acids. The transcript has a single exon. The record is from RefSeq and is a predicted model, not a curated record. Lineage: Eukaryota; Fungi; Ascomycota; Dothideomycetes; Dothideales; Saccotheciaceae.
AUGAAGUACUCUCCAGCAAUAGCGUCCAUGAGUCUCGGCCGAGCCUGGGUCCACGACUUCACCAAGAAGAUCAAAGCCGCAUCCACAUCAGGCUUCCGCGGCAUCGAAAUCUUCUACGAGGAUCUCGAAUACCUGGCACGACAAAUCGACCCUUCAGCACCCAAAGACGCCACACCUUCUCCCUCCCAAUUACUAGCAGGCGCAAAGAAGAUGAAGGAGAUCUGCAACGAAAGCAACUUGACAAUCAUCGGACUACAGCCAUUCCUAUUCUACGAAGGCCUCAAAGACCGAAAACAACAUGACAAAUUGAUCGAAAAACUGCACGUCUGGUUCGACAUUGUGGAUAUCUUGGACACAAACACCAUUCAGAUUCCUGCAAACUUCUUGCCCAAAGACCAGAUCACCGGAGACAUGGACACCAUCGUGGCGGAUAUGGUCAAAGUCGCCGAUUUGGGUGCAAACCGCGCGAAACCAAUCCGCUUUGCGUAUGAAAAUCUUUGCUGGAGCACUUAUAUCGAUACUUGGGAUGCAGCCUGGGAAGUCGUGCAAAGAGUGGAUCGCUCAAACUUUGGAAUGUGUUUGGAUACUUUCAAUAUCGCUGGGAGAGUCUGGGCGGAUCCUGCUUCUGCGACGGGUAUGGUGGAGGAUGCUGAGAAUGCUUUGAAUGCAUCGUUGGCUGAGAUGGUCGAGACGAUUGAUGUGGCUAAGGUGUUUUACAUCCAAGUCGUGGAUGCGGAACGCGUUGAUCCGCCUCUGGAUGAUAAGCAUCCUUUCCAUGCUGAAGGUCAACCGGCUCGCAUGUCAUGGUCACGCAAUGCUCGAUGCUUCAUCUACGAAACUGACAGGAAUGCUUAUCUGCCUGCGGAAAGAGUCGCCAGAGCAAUUAUCGAGGGUUUGGGCUAUGAAGGUUAUGUAUCUAUGGAGUUGUUCUCGCGAACACUCUCAGAUGCGGCGCCAGAUGUUCCUGAGACUCAUGCUCAGCGCGGUAUCGAAGCUUGGGAGAAGUUUGUGAAGGCUUUGGACCUCAAGUUGAAAGCUUGA